UUCAAAUAAGACUGUUGAAAAAUUUUGAUUUUGAGGUUUUAAUUCGCUUCUUUUGUUGAUUAUUCUCGUCUUUUUAAUGAAUUUCCCGUUUUUAAAUUUGUAAAUGACACUUUGUAAAUAAGGAAUUGUAGUUAAUUUACUCCUGGAGGAGCUCUGUGAGUUUAUAAGGUGGUUUUGGGGCUCUGGUAACUAUUUCAAAUUGAACAAGAAAUGGAGUCCUUUGAAAUUCCAUCACAUAGGAGUGAAUUAAACGUAGAUAAAGACUUAUCCAAAAACGACAUUAUAAGCUAUCUUCAAGAGGCCAAAAGCAAUUACAAAAAUGGAACAGGGUAUAUUAUCGAGGAGUGCAAAGCUUAUUUCUCAGCCAUAUAUCAUAGCGAUAUCCUUCCUAUUGACAUAAUUCACUCAGUGUAUGUGGAAUUACACAGAGGUUUGAAAAGGUUGAAUGAGGAUUUAGGGCCUAUUUUAUCUAGUUGGGACGAUGAAGACGCAGAUGAGUCUUUACGGCAACAAUAUCUGAAUAUGAUUAAAAUCCAUCUUUACUGUUAUACCCAAAUCAUCUUCAUAUUCGAAUCUAAGGAAGAGGAGAAACAAAUGAAAAGUUUACAAUUAAAAAAGAGUAAAAAGAAGGAUGAUAGCCCUUUUUGUUUAGAUAAAAAACAGAUAGUUGUACAGCUCAAUACUUUAAUACAACAUAAUAUAAAGAGCCUCUGGAGUCCACCAAUAGUGGAAGGAUCAUUCAUCAAUUUGGUAUCGGAAGUUUGCUACAGGUUUCUUCAAAAUUCGUCGAUAAAGGGAGACAAAAAUGUUUUAACUGAAAUAUGGAGUUUUCUUGGUACAUUGAUAAAAGAUCAUAACCAUGGAAAUUCAUUUGUGAUAAGGAUCGUGGAUCUGAUAAAAUUACAUGAGCAUCUUGUUCAAUGUUUACCUGAAGGUUUCAAGUUUUUAGUAGAGAAUUACAAUUGUAAAGCUAUGCUGCACAAUAUUAUACAGGAGGUGACGGAAUGGCAAACAAAUGAGAAAUAUCAAGAUGCCCAAGGUGCUCGUUUUUGUUCCUCUCUCUUGGUUGAAAUGGCGAUACUUAUGCCGGAUCUAAUGCUUCCAGAAGUGAUGUAUUUAACUAGAUAUUUGUAUUAUGAUUCUUAUACUUUGAGGAAUUGUGUGUUAUCCGUAAUAACGGAGGUUAUUUCGAAAGUUUUGACCAAACACGAUCUAACUGAGGAAGAAAAAGAGUUCCGUGAUGAAUUCAUAGCUAUUUUGAAGGAACACAUAGGAGAUAGCUCACCUUUGGUGCGGUCUAAGGUUUUUCAACACUGGGCACGGCUUCAAAAAGAGAACUCGAUCCCUCUGGUGAAUCAGAAUGAAAUCUUGGAAAUGGCUAUAGAGCACCUGAGAGACAAGGGCUCUUUGGUCAGGAAAUGCGCUGCGAAUUUGGUCACUUUAUUCUUGUCCCACAACGCUUACAGCUAUGACUUGAAACUCGCUGAGCGCAAGAAGAAUUUGGAGGAAGUCGAAGGGGAAAUUAAGAAAUUGGAGGAAGAAAUUCAAAAGGUAUUCACGGAAGUAAGUGAAGAAUUGGAGGCUAAGUGGGCGUUGAUUAAAAACGAUGUAAAGGAAGAGCUAGAAAAAGAUUUCGAAGAAGAGACUGAAGCCCAAGAUAUCCCUCGAGAAAUAGACGACGUUUCGGAGGUGAUCAAGAUGUACCUGGAAGCGAAAGACUAUAAAAGCGCGGUUAAACUGUGUAGGACAGCCGAGAAAGUGUUACCCACUUGGAAGAACAUAAUAGAAGGACUGGACGGUUACGGUAAAGUCGAACUAACCCUGGAACUCCUGAAAACCACCUUCGUUAAACCCACCAACAGCAAGACCGAGGAGUUGUACAAGAGAAUGGGGGAACUGAACGUAAAAGCCGAAUUCUUGAGGGACACUGUCACCUUUUUAACUCUGGUCGAUUCGGCCAUCGAACACAUGGUUAAACUGCUGGAGACGCCCACUAUCGGGGAAUUGCACGAAGCUGUUGAAUUUUUAACCACUGCUUAUCAAUUUAACAUAGACAGGAACGAGAAGGGUAUCGUUGAAAUGUUGAGGAUUAUGCAAAGGAAUGAGCAGGAACGUAAGGAUGUCAUAGUGAACGCUUUUAAAACCAUCUAUUUGAAGACAGACGCUGAGAAUUUGACGGAGCACACUACGAUCAUUGUUAAACGGUUGAUAUCUCUCUUGAAAUACAUCCCCGUCCAUAACUUGGAGGACUUGCAAAGCGUGUUGGCGGAAUGGGCCAAAAAAGGGUUCAUCGACAACGGUGUGAUCGAUAUGCUGUGGCAAUUCUUCACCAACAAAGUGCCCACCUCGGAGGAAGACCGAAGGGCCUCUCUGGAACUCCUCCGUAUGACUUCCAUCAAAAGAGUGUCGAUAAUCAAGAAAAACAUCAAAUUGAUCUCAACGAUAGCCUUAGAAAAGAAAGGUGACAAGGUGCAGGAAGACAUGCUUCUGGUGGGAACGGCUUGCAAGGCCCUCGGGGUGGUAGGAAGGGAAAAGAUCGAUAUGAACUCCGAAACUCCACCGUUCAAGAUAAACGCAGAGGACGAAGUGUUCCAAUCUUUGUUGGAGAUCAUGUCGGUCAAUUUUUUCAAGAAUGUGCAUUAUUACAGCAGUGCCAUACCCAGCGUUAUCACUUUCAUCUACAAGGUGUGCUCUAAACCGGAGGCAGUUUGCGAGAAUCUACUGAGGAACAUCAUCGUUACCCUGACCGGUAAAAACGAGAAGGAAUUGUCGGAAUUCCAACUGGUCAGGUUCUGUCAACUCCUCGGUUGCAUAGCCGUCAGUCAUCUGGAUUUCAUGGACAACACCCUGUAUAAAGAAUUGAAGAGGAGGAAUAACAUCAGGGAGCAGAAGAAGAAGAACAAGAAGAGCGACCUGAAUAAAUCAAGGAAUUCUUCCAAAAUUAACCAAUCCGUACUAAAUCAAACCAACCCCCACGAAGAGUCCAUCCUCGAAGGGGCCCAAGCUGAGGAUUCCGACGCUGAAUUCAUCCUGAGCGUUCUGGAGAAUGACACUGUUAACAGUUCAGGUCUGUUGGGGAAGCUGUCUUUCAUCAUAAAAAAAAUUUGUCAAAGGCCGGACCUGUACAGUAAUUCAGUGACUCAGGGUGCUGCCGUUAUAGCCCUAAUCAGGUAUAUGUUGGUGUCGAGCAGGUUCUGCGAGGAGAACAUACAGCUCCUGUUCACAAUUUUCGAGAAGACCACCCAUGCAGAUCUGAAGUGCACCGUUUUAUAUCAUUGUUCGGACCUGUUGACACGUUUUCCAAACAUCGUAGAACCUUGGACCCCCAGAAUUUACCAAAGCCUGGUGGACCCCUUGUCGGAUAUAAGGAAAGCUACGUUCUUCACCCUCUCCAAUCUGAUCCUCAGGGACAUGAUUAGGAUACAGGGGCACAUUUCGACGAUGGCCAAGUGCAUCAUCGAUCAAGACGUGGACCUGAACAAGAUGAGCAGGACUUUCUUCGUUCAACUAUCGCACAAAGAAAAUAACCUUUAUAAUAUCCUACCGGAUAUUUUUUCGCAUCUGGUCGAGACUACGGAAACCGAGGAUUUGAGGGUUAUAAUGAGGUUCUUGUUCGAUUUGAUGGAUAAAAAGAAGUAUAUGGAGAAUCUGGUCGAGAGGUUCUGCUGCAAGUUCCAGCUGACCGAAAACGUGAACAUCUGUAGGAAUAUCAUGUUUUGUUUGACUUUGAUCACGUACAACGAGAAGGCUUUGAAGAAGUUGCAGGAGAAUUUCCCCUUGUACAAACAUCUGGUGCACGAUGACGAAAUUUACACUCAUGUUAAACAGAUUUUAGCCAAUUGCAACAAGCAACAAAUUGGAAAAACCGAUUUGAAGCCGAUUAUCACCGAAAUCGAGCAAGCUAUUGAAAGCGUGUUCGAAAUAAUGGAAGGGGAUCAAAGACCACCGCCUCGUCCAGUUAUCAACAAAAAAAGUACAAAGAAAACACAGCCGAACAAAGGGAAGACAAAAAGGGCCAAACGAAAGAAAGAAAGCAGCGAUGAGGAUGAAAGUGAUUGAGAAAUGAUAAAUUUUCGUCUACCAGUAAUUUUUGCACUUUUUUAAUGAACCAUAGUAUAUAUAUUUUUUAUCAAACUGAAAAUUCUCAUCA
This is a messenger RNA of Coccinella septempunctata (seven-spotted ladybird), 4150 nucleotides long. It is a transcript of the gene Cap-D2, whose product is annotated as condensin complex subunit 1. Gene Ontology annotation, cellular component: nucleus; condensed chromosome, centromeric region. The transcript has 19 exons. NCBI's taxonomy places the organism in Eukaryota, Metazoa, Arthropoda, Insecta, Coleoptera, Coccinellidae. The record is from RefSeq and is a predicted model, not a curated record. Gene Ontology annotation, biological process: mitotic cell cycle; mitotic chromosome condensation; meiotic chromosome condensation. Bases 211 to 4059 code for a protein of 1282 amino acids. Gene Ontology annotation, molecular function: histone binding.